This is a messenger RNA of Momordica charantia (bitter melon), 834 nucleotides long. The record is from RefSeq and is a predicted model, not a curated record. NCBI's taxonomy places the organism in Eukaryota, Viridiplantae, Streptophyta, Magnoliopsida, Cucurbitales, Cucurbitaceae.
AUGGAGGGCUUGGAUUUUGAUGAGACCUUCAGACCUGUUGUUAAAAAGCCUACUAUCCGAGUUGAAGAUGUUUUUAUGUCUCAGCCCGUUGGUUUUAUUGAUACGUUUUGCCCUGAUUACGUUUGCUGCUUACACAAAAGUUUGUAUGGCCUAAAACAGGCUCUUCGGGCUUGGUUUGAACGCUUCACCAAUUAUCUGAUCACACUUGGGUUAGAGGUUUCUCUUGCUGAUACUUCUUUAUUUGUACGGUCUGUUGAUGGAUCUCUGACUUUUCUCCUCUUAUACGUGGAUGAUAUUAUAAUCACUGGUCUCGAUUCUUCCUACAUUGCUGUUCUCAAGAAAGCUCUAGCUACUGAAUUCCAAAUAUCUGAUUUUGGUGCUCUGAGGUACUUUCUGGGUUUAGAAAUUAAGUUCUUACCUAUUGGUAUUUUUGUGAAUCAAGCAAAGUACUUACAAGAUUUAUUAGUCCGUUCUGGAAUGUGCUUGGCCAAAUCAUGCUCCACUCCUAUGUCCACUUCUAUAGAUCUCCAUGCUUCUGCACCCAUGUUUACUGAUGCAUCUCCCUAUCGUCAAUUGGUGGGUUCAUUACAAUAUUUGACGUUUACUCGUUCUGACAUUACUUUCUCUUUCAAUCGGAAUAAUGCCUUGACCCUUUCUGCCUUUUAUGAUGCUGAUUGGGCUGGAGAUGCUAUUGAUCGCCGAUCUACCACUGGCUUUGUUGCAUUUCUUGGCUUGAGCCCUAUUUCUUGGUCGACCAAAAAGCGACAUACUAUGUCUCCUUCUUCUACUGAAGUUGAGUAUCGGUCUUUGGCCACUACUACUGCUGACUUAUAA